AUGAGUGCAUUCCGGUUCUCCCUGUGGAAAUUACAUAUUCCUCUAAAGAUAAAAAGCUUUAUCUGGAGUUUAGGUUCUGAUUGUGUUCCUGUCAAGUCUCUGCUUCUCAAAGGAAGAGUUGAGGUGGAUAGCAGCCGCCCUGUGUGCACUGUGCCAAGUGCUUUGGAUGUUUUUGAUUUGAAUCCUCACCCUGAUAUCAAGGAGUGGCUGGUUAAUAUGUGUGCAGUGUUGGAGGUUGAGGAUUUCAAAGUUGUUUGUAUGGUACUUUGGGCUAUUUGGCAGAACCGCAACAACCUGCUGUGGAGGAAUCAGAGGCAAUCUGUGCAUCAAAGUGUGUCUGCAGCUAUUGCUUUUCUGCAGUCAUGGCAAAAUGCACGAGUGUUGGCAACUUGUCCAUCGACUAUGAAUUUACCUGCUGUGACAGUUUGGUCAAAGCCCCCUGCAGGAUCCCUAAAGUGCAAGACUGACGCAGCUAUUCCUAGGCAAGAUGGGAAAAUUGGCGCUGGAUGGGUUCUCAGAGAUGAGCUUGGUGCAGUUGUGAAUGCAUGUCAGAAGGUCUUGCUAGGCUCGCAGGAACCAUUUAUGGCCGAGGCUCUUAGUUUUCGUGAAGCUCUAAGCUGGGUGAUGAAUAAAGGCUCUGUUAGUUUUGUAAGGAGGUAUGCGAACAGAUUUGCCCACUUAUUCGCAACUCCUGCAUGUUCUAUGCCAGAUUUCAAGGAGUGGGGUCUUGUCCCUCCUCCUGUGUUUAUUUAUGAUGUUAUUUCUUGUGAUAUUGGUUAA
This is a messenger RNA of Jatropha curcas, 780 nucleotides long. The record is from RefSeq and is a predicted model, not a curated record. Lineage: Eukaryota; Viridiplantae; Streptophyta; Magnoliopsida; Malpighiales; Euphorbiaceae.